AUGAAUCAACCAAAUAUCAAAUCUACCAUGAUUCCGCUUUGCUUUCAAGUUCGUGAAGCAGUGUGGGCCAUCGCCAUCUAUCUAGGAUGUGCUCAAUUCCUAGCCGAUGCGUGUUUUGCCCGGGUACCUAGACUUAUUGGAACGGAAUUGUUCGGGUGCUUUAUUGCUUUUGGCGCACUACGCCGUUCUUUCAAGGCCUCUUCAGGGGGUAUGGUUCCUCAAAGGUCGGGUUACGAAAUUGAUUAG
Messenger RNA from Penicillium antarcticum, 246 nucleotides. RefSeq lists its product as uncharacterized. The coding region runs from base 1 to 246 and encodes 81 amino acids. The record is from RefSeq and is a predicted model, not a curated record. The transcript has 2 exons. NCBI's taxonomy places the organism in Eukaryota, Fungi, Ascomycota, Eurotiomycetes, Eurotiales, Aspergillaceae.